This is a messenger RNA of Lachancea fermentati, 831 nucleotides long. Lineage: Eukaryota; Fungi; Ascomycota; Saccharomycetes; Saccharomycetales; Saccharomycetaceae. The record is from the annotation of a GenBank genome assembly.
AUGAGUUCUAAAGGUGCGGUGUCCACGCAAGGCAGAAAGAAGUCCAAGUCAAAUCAGCAGCAAAAACAACCUGCUGUUGCUCAGAAGGGUACACCAACUUUGAAAAGAAAGAGGAAAGAUAGUCAGGAAGAUGAAGGCAGCUCCUUAGCCAGCGGCAAUGAAAAACAUGACGAAGAUGUCUCCAAUUCUGAAAACUCCAGCAGCGGUAGUGAUGAACCGGCGGACAUGACUGAUGAUGAAAUGGAUUUAGCCGAUGUUUCUUCCUCUGAGUCUGAGCCAGACUCUAACGGGGAAGAUCAUGAAAGUGAAGAAAACGGCGAAGAUGAAGAUGCUUUCCCCAGAAAGAAAAAGUCCAAGAUCAGUAAACAUGAUGAUGGAUCAUCAGGAUUUUCAUCAGCAGUUAGUGCAAUUUUGUCUUCUCAUUUGAAGGCCUAUGAUCGUAAAGACCCAAUUAUGGCAAGAAACAAAGCUGUUCUUAAAAAGAACGACACCGAUAAAUUGGAACAAAAAGCGAAAAAAGCUUUGUUAGUGGAAAAGAAAAAACUCCUUAACAAAACUAGAAGGAAAGAAAUAAUUCCGACUGUAUCAGCUGACGCAGAAUCGGGGGACGAGAUAAGAAAAGUCUUGGAAAAGGAAAGGAAGUUGCGGAAGAUAGCUCAAAAGGGUGUAGUUAAACUAUUCAAUGCUAUUCUUGCAACUCAGGUGAGAACAGAAAAGGAGGUUACUGAAAAGUUAGAUGGUGUCAAGAAUCGGGCUGAAAAAAAUGAGCUGCUGACAGAAUUGUCUAAAGAGAAAUUUUUGGACUUAGUCAAAGCUGCUGGUGAUUCAUAG